Molecule: messenger RNA, 1209 nt
Organism: Saprolegnia diclina VS20
Lineage: Eukaryota; Oomycota; Saprolegniomycetes; Saprolegniales; Saprolegniaceae
Exons: 3
Coding region: 8-1180 (390 amino acids)
Source: RefSeq, a predicted model, not a curated record
CUUGAAGAUGCAGCCGACGAUAUCGCCCUCGAGCGACGGGACGAGGAUGACGCGACGAACGGCGGUGGCGGCGGCGCGGCCGAAGCGACAUGCGAGCCCGCCCACCGUGCCGGCCAAGCCCGCGGUGCGAACCAAACGAGCCAAAAAGGUCGACGUCAAGUCGCCGCGCAAGGAGCGGGAACCCAAAUACGUGGCACUGGGCAUGCUCGCUGACGUGCGGGAUGACAAGGGGCGGUGGAGCGAAGCACGGGUCAUUGACGUGGAUGUGGACGCGCAAAAGGUCCACGUGCAUUUUCUCGGGUGGCACAAGCGCUUUGACACGUGGGUGGCGCAGUCCGCAUUCGCACCGCACGGCGCGCGCGUCGCCAGCGCCAAGAAGGACGAGAAGAGCAUGAAGCGCAGCCACAUCAAUGCGGCGCACCUCUUUGCCAUCAAUCCCAAGUACACUGCGCACGAGAAGGACAGCGGUGCGUCGGAAGACGAUGCCGAAGCGGAAGCGAGCACGGUUGACGUGGCGAAAGAAGCUUCGCGCGGGCGCCCUCGUAAGCGCAAGGUCGCCGAGGCCAAGACAGAGGCCGCCCAGCCCGAGCGGUCGCCGUCGCCCCCCACCAAGCAUCGCAAAUCGCUGCGCAUGACCAACGUGGCGGUAGAAGCGACCGUGCCCACGCCAGCUCCGUUGUCACCACCUGCGCCGUCACCCGUUGCGUUGGCCCCACCACCAGUCGAGCCGACGACGUCCACUUUACCUCGGGCGAACAUGAUGUCGCCGAUGCGGCCGCUCACGGCGGCGAGAGAAAUGGCGCCACCAAUGGUCAUGGCAACGCCGCCUGCGAUGCAACCGCAGUCGGGCUAUGCACCGAGCAGUAGUACCAAGACGGUGCUGGCCGAGAUCUUUCGUCAGCGUGUGCAGCAGCAGAUCGCCGAGCUCGUCGAGAACCAAAAAGGCAAAGUCGCCAAGAAGCAGCAGCAGCAACCCAAGCCCGCGAAGGCGUCGUCCACCAAGCCAAAGCGUUCGGACGGAAUGCCAUUCCCGCCCGUGAUGCCCGUGUACCAAGCCAACAUGGCUGCGUUCCAUCGACCGCUCCAAGCCAACGCUGCGUUCCUUCAAGAGAGCAUUGACGCGUGGAGAGCGCAGCAGGACAACCUCAUGAAGGACAUCACGUCGGUCGUCUGUCUCUAACGCACCAACAAUUCCGUUAUCUCUACCGA